Molecule: messenger RNA, 2534 nt
Organism: Protopterus annectens (West African lungfish)
Lineage: Eukaryota; Metazoa; Chordata; Ceratodontiformes; Protopteridae
Gene: AGBL3
Product: AGBL carboxypeptidase 3
Exons: 16
Coding region: 282-2534 (750 amino acids)
Biological process (GO): proteolysis
Molecular function (GO): metallocarboxypeptidase activity; zinc ion binding
Source: RefSeq, a predicted model, not a curated record
CUCGACGUAAACUAUCUGUAAAACUUGCACUCUGAGGGAAGAGGAGUACUUUGUGCCAGGUUAUGUAAUCCGUAGAUUACGUAGGGAGUUAAAUGACCGUGUUUUAUCCUAUUCGUAAGCGUAAUAGGAGUUAGAAUGUAUGAAUCUCUGCGAAGAAACUGCUAUAGAAGAGAAAUGAAGAGCGCGAAUUACGGCAGAUGAAUCAGAAGAGACGGCGCAGCAUCACCUGAGGCCAGGAGAAGGGUGUAUGCAAGAUUUGAUGAGACUGUCACUCAGCGGCCAUGACAGGAGAAACAGAAAAAGCACAGCACACUGACAAUUCUGUCAGUGAUGAUGAGUCGGAUGAAGAACCGUAUGAUGAGUUUAUGAGGCGGCACCUACAGCAGUAUGGAUUUUGCACUGAUUUAUUGCAUGACCACUGCAUUCCACGAUCAACACAAAUUGUAUUCGAGUAUCAUUCAGGACGCCGGGUGCCACGACUUCGUAAACCUAGAGAUCUUUAUGGUGUAUCUUCAUCUGACUCUGAACAACUAUCACGGUGGCCUUUUGAGUGCGAAGUGUUAAAGGAGAAAAUUCAUCAUAUUAACUGGGUGCCUUCAGUUCCAGAGCCUUUAUAUAAGCCAACAGGGCUAGAGAAAGAGCCAGUGUGUAUGGAUGCUACCUACGGUACAGUGGUUUAUGAAAUGGAUGGAGCCAAUAAGGAGCCGUAUUUCAUAUGCUCCCGAGUAGGAGGAUGCCGUGGACCACUGAAACGGGUAGCUGUGAACAUAUCUGACAUGGAAGACACUACUCUCAUCUUUGAGUCGCGCUUUGAAAGUGGAAACCUACAGAAAGCAGUUAAAGUUGGUGAAUAUGAUUAUGAACUGACCUUGCGCAAUGACUACUACACAAACAAACACACCCAGUGGUAUUACUUCAGAGUCAGCAAUACUAGACCUGAUGUUACUUACCGCUUCACCAUAAUUAACUUUUUGAAACCAUCCAGCCUGUACAACUUAGGCAUGCGACCUCUGAUGUAUUCUGAACUGGAAGCACACACUCGUCAAGUGGGCUGGCACAGAAUCGGGGAUGAAAUCAAAUACUACAGGAAUAACCUGAUGCAGGAUGGACAGCAGUAUUACUCCCUUACAUGGACUUUCCAGUUUCCUCACAAAAAUGACACAUGCUAUUUUGCACAUUGCUACCCUUAUACAUAUCGUGACUUACAGGAUUAUCUUAUCAGACUUGCCAAUGACCCUUGGAAGUCACAAUUUUGCAAAAUCCGUGUUUUGUGUCAUUCAUUAGCUGGAAAUAUGGUGUAUGUCUUAACCAUCACUAAUCCAUCACAGAGCAGAGAUGAAGCACAGCACAAAAAAGCUGUUGUGCUGACAGCAAGAGUUCAUCCAGGGGAAUCCAAUAGCUCUUGGAUAAUGAAAGGAUUCUUGGACUACAUCCUUGGGAAUUCAGCCGAUGCCACAGUACUUCGAGAUGCAUUCAUCUUUAAAGUUGUUCCCAUGUUAAAUCCAGAUGGAGUAAUUGUUGGUAAUUAUAGAUGCUCAUUAACUGGCAGAGAUCUGAACAGAAACUAUAAAACCAUCCUAAAAGAAUCAUUCCCUUCUGUCUGGUACACACGCAACAUGGUGAAAUUGUUAUUGCAGGAACGGGAGGUGAUUUUGUAUUGUGAUUUCCAUGGACAUAGCAGAAAACAGAAUGUAUUUGUGUAUGGAUGUGGAGAGUGCCUCCCAUCACCACUGAAGCAUCGAGCACAAGUCUUUCCUUUCAUGCUUAGCAGGAAUUGUCAAGAUAAGUUCUCAUUUUCUGACUGCAAAUUUAAAGUUCAGAAGAGCAAAGAAGGCACAGGUCGGGUUGUGAUGUGGAAGUUAGGAGUCAGCAACAGCUAUACUAUGGAGGCUUCUUUUUGUGGAUCUGUUAUUGGAAGGCGUAAGGGCACUCAUUUCAGCACAGAAGACUUUGAAUCCCUCAGCUACUGUUUGUGUGACACCUUGCUGGAUUAUUGUGACCCUGACCGUACAAAGUAUAUCCAAUGCCUUAAGAAAGUGGAGGAGAUCACAAAGCAGCACAUCAACUUGAAUACAGAAAUUCCUGAAGAUAAUGAUACUCUUCCAAUCAGCGAUGUGUCUGAUGCAGAGUCCAGACCCAUGGCAAACUUUCGCAUAAAUGGCUCUAACAGUUCAGAAUCAGAUGGCUUGCCAGUACAUCUCCUUGAAAUGGCUUCUAAGAUGAAGCCUAGGAAGAAACUUUUGAAAACAAAAAAAGAAAGGGAUAGUUUUCACAUGGCUCGACUAACAUCUGACAAUCAAAAAGCAGUGCAGGAUCAGGGUGAUGAAGCUGGGAGGCCAUGUGGAAAAAAACGUGCCAGCUUGAGGGGUCAUGGGGAUCACAUACUUGGAGAGAAUCUUGGAGAGAAACAAAUGACCCAAAAUCAGUAUGACAAUGGAUCUGCAAUGCAAAGACUAGAAUAUGGCCGAAAAAAUAGUUUACCCAUUUCAGAAGAAAAGCAGAUGAUCUGUGAUCGGGUGCCUGGAAAGGUUUGA